Lolium perenne is the source of this 2380-nucleotide messenger RNA. Lineage: Eukaryota; Viridiplantae; Streptophyta; Magnoliopsida; Poales; Poaceae. The record is from RefSeq and is a predicted model, not a curated record.
AUGGAGAGGAGGGACAGGAGGAGGCGGUGGCCUCCAGCUCCUCCGACGACCCACCCACCUGCCGCGGCUCCCCGCUCCCCUCCUCCAAGCGUUUCAAGCCGCUUCCCCGCUCGCGUCCCUCCUCCACCUCGCGGUCGCCGCCCCGCUGCUCACCACCCUGCGAUUAUCGUGGAUCCUGGCUCCUGCGGCGCGUGGGUACCUGAUUCCCGGGCUCCUGGCCCGCGCUGUGCAGAACUAGAGCUCCGGCAGCAAGGCCACCUGCGUGCCUCCCCUACGGCCGUGCUGCCGUGCGCCGACGUGUGGGAUCUCAUCGACCGCCCGUCCCAGCCGCGGCUGCACGAGCGGAUGGUCCACUCCUCGGCGGAGUCCCUGGGGGCGCUCAAGGAGCGUGCACGUGAAGAGCUCCUGGCCGGCGACGGCGCCGCCGCGCUGACGCGGUUCCAGGCGCAGAGCUCCCUCCUCUGGCAGUGCAUCACCCGUGCCCGACGUCUGUCGCCGGAGCAGGAGACGACGUGUCGCGUCGCCAUAAACAGCCACGCACGGCCCCAGCCGCCGCAGCAUCCUCCAGCAGACGAGAGAGCCUCUCCUCGCUCCCCUCCCUUAAAGCUAGAGCCUGGCGGCAAUGAGCUAGAGGCACCACCUGAGCACCGGACGGAGGAGGUCAGCCGGUCGAGGAUUCGAUGCGCGGCGGCAAACGACGCAAGGACAGGGACGGUCGCGUUGACAACAGGACCGGCGGCGACGCCAGUGGUUUUCCAGUUUGGUGCGCAUGUACUCCCUCCUCCACUCUAUGCCUCUCCCCUCCCCUCUGCUUCUGUCAAUUUCAGGCAGCACCGAUGCUGCAGGGGUGAGGAGUAAUUGGUUCCCUUCUCGAACAUAGCUACCUAGGUCUUGGACAUCAGAUUUCCAUCGCGUUGUAUAUAACCCCUGGCCUUGGUGCGUCGUGAUGGAGUUCUACGACACUGCCGACAAUGGGGUUGGUGGAGCAGCCACGCUUGGCUGUUGAUUUUCUAGGCUGAGGAGGCAGGCAAGGUAUCCGUGGUAGUAUCCAUCUAGGGUCCAUGUGGAGAGCAGGGCUUCACGAUGACACAGACGUCUAGGAGCACUGGAGGCAACAAGAAUAAUCGAUUUGAGAGGUUUCAUGGAGUUGCUCUGCUGCAAUUUUUUAACAGUUUGGACAGAUAGGUUUGGUUCAGCCACAAUUUUUUUAUUUCCUUGACUGAUUGGUUUGGAUGUUUAUGUGGUUCCCCUAAUGCUAUUACUCUAAAUUAAACAGGUAAGGACCCAUUUUCUUUACAAGAAAAUUGCAGGAGUAUAUCAUUAGUAUAGAAACUAUAAUUUCUUGCAUGGUUGGACCAUGAGAGCCUAGAAUAAUGUAGCUUCUAUACAAUAAUAGUUUUGGAAAAGAAAGAUAUAUAUACAACGGUAAAUGUACUAUUUGAUACACGCUUCUUCAAUUAUAGCUAAAAGUUGCAUAAUUCUAGAAAAUAGAUCUACUUAAGUGAUGUAGACCAUUUUAAAAAUAAUAAAACCAUUACUCAAUGCAGUUGUUAUCUUUUUUCUACGUAUCUCAUAUUAACCACUUGAAUCUGUGUUUGCCCAUUUUAUCGGAUGUCCCCGAAGGGACAAUCCGUGUUUGCCCAUUGACUGAUGAUGUAUUGUAUUACACUGAUUUAUCAAAAACAUUCUAGAUGGUAUAUACUUAUGUUUGUGUUUGCAUGCGUUCUUUUCCAUCUCUUGCUGUUGGAGUUCCGUCAUGACUGUAAGAUGGUAUAUUAAUGCCAAGAAAAUUAUGUUAAGAGUGGUUAGUGGUCAAUUCAUAUUAGAGUGGUUAGUGAUGUAUCAGGAUAGCAUAAAAUCCAUACAUUGAUCGGUCAGCUGCCAAGAACUCUCAGGAUCUCUCAGGCUUCAGUAGCCUAAGAUUGUAGAUCACUAGAAAGAGUAGAAACUCAAUGCUAUUAUGUCUUGGCCAUUCCUGUUUCUUUAUACUCAUUGUACUAGAUACCUAGGCCAUGUUAGAGACCAUCGAAGAGCUGCCAUGUGACCUCUAUCCUCUUCUGCAAUCUUCUGGUUGAGGUAAAAAUGCCCUAAUGCUCACACUUUAGAAACAUUGUUUCCAUGUGUGAUCUUUAUAUAGUACAUAUUAGAGGAAGGUGGAAACAGGGUGCUCAAAAUAAAUCUGUUUAUUCCUAUAUUUCUCUCUUUGAAUGUGAUUUCCUUUUGCAGCCCAUUCACUUUUCGUUGCUCUUUCUCCUGGUAGGAGACUUGUGAGUGCUACUGCGAGUGGAAAUGUAGUGGCUGGGAGAGAGUCAUGAGGUGAUUUUGUGGACUCCUAACGCUGCACAAUCCGUCUAAUGGACACCCCUUGCUCACCUUGUGA